Molecule: messenger RNA, 1650 nt
Organism: Otolemur garnettii (small-eared galago)
Lineage: Eukaryota; Metazoa; Chordata; Mammalia; Primates; Galagidae
Gene: SLC10A3
Product: solute carrier family 10 member 3
Exons: 1
Coding region: 1-1434 (477 amino acids)
Biological process (GO): bile acid and bile salt transport
Cellular component (GO): membrane
Molecular function (GO): bile acid:sodium symporter activity
Source: RefSeq, a predicted model, not a curated record
AUGGUGUUAAGGAGGAUCAGGGCCAGUUCCAAGCACUGGCCUAGCCUGAGAAGCAGGGUUGGCCAUAUAGACCCCCUAGGCAUGCUCAGAGCUUCCCUGCUGCUCAUCAACAUGACUUGGGGGGCCCAAGGGACAGCCAGUGCUAACCUCAGCAGAGCUCUGGGCCACACUAUGCCACUGACAGGAGGCCGCUACUUGAGCAUUGGGGAUGGCUCUGUGAUGGAGUUUGAGUUUCCUGAAGAGAGUGAGGGCAUCAUCGUGAUCUCAAGCCAGUACCCAAUCCAGGCCAAUGGGAUGGGCCCUGGCCCCACACUGAGAGUCACAUCCCUAGACACAGAGGUGCUGGCCAUCAAGAAUGUGAGUGCCAUAACAUGGGGUGGUGGGCGUGGCUUUGUGGUAAGCAUCCACUCAGGCCUGCCUGGGUUGGCCCCACUCCACAUCCAGCUCAUGGACCCCCACAAGGCCCCACCCAAGCUGAUUGAGGAGCGGAGAGAUUUCUGCAUCAAGGUCUCACCUGCUGAAGACACCUCUGCAACACUCAGCACCAACCUGGCCCACUUUUCAGAGAACCCAAUACUCUACCUGCUCCUGCCUCUUAUCUUUGUCAACAAGUGUUCAUUUGGGUGCAAAGUGGAAUUCGAAGUUCUGAAGGGACUUGUGCAGAGCCCCCAGCCCAUGCUGCUGGGCCUCCUAGGCCAGUUUCUGGUCAUGCCCUUCUAUGCUUUCCUGAUGGCCAAGGUCUUCAUGCUGCCCAAAGCCUUGGCUCUGGGCCUCAUCAUCACCUGCUCAUCACCUGGGGGCGGUGGGAGCUACCUCUACAGCCUCCUUCUUGGAGGGGAUGUUACCCUGGCAAUCUCCAUGACUUUUAUCUCAACAGUGGCUGCCACCGGUUUCCUACCACUAUCCUCAGCGAUCUAUAGCCGUCUGCUCAGCAUCCAUGAAACACUCCAUGUGCCCAUCUCCAAGAUCCUGGGGACCCUGCUAUUCAUCGCCAUCCCCAUAGCAGCGGGUGUUUUGAUCAAGUCCAAGCUCCCCAAGUUCUCCCAGCUGCUGCUUCAGGUCAUCAAGCCCUUCAGCUUUGUGCUCCUCUUGGGUGGCCUUUUCCUGGCCUACCGCAUGGGAGUCUUCAUCCUGGCAGGUGUCAGGCUACCCAUUGUACUGGUGGGCCUCACAGUGCCCUUGGUUGGCCUCUUGGUGGGCUACUGUCUGGCCACAUGCCUGAAACUGCCAGUGGCCCAGCGGCGGACAGUCAGCAUUGAGGUAGGGGUGCAAAACAGUCUGAUGGCCUUGGCCAUGCUCCAGCUGUCCCUCCGCCGCCUCCAAGCUGACUAUGCCUCCCAGGCCCCCUUCAUUGUGGCACUGAGUGGCACCUCUGAGAUGCUGGCCUUGGUCAUUGGCCACUUCAUCUAUAGUAGCCUGUUUCCAGUUCCUUGACAACUCUGGGUCAAGAUUGCAUCAUCCCCCAGCCCCCACACUCCACCCACUGUCCCCACAGUUCUUGUGUACCAAAGGCCUUUAGUUCUCAUGCACUAUGCACUCAGAAAAAAUCCAAGCUUAUUUUUUUUACUGAUUUUUUAUUCUCCAGCUUUCAGUGCCAAAGAGGCCAUGCUGAGUUAAGUAGGUGGGCACUGCCCAGAAAAUAUAUUUCAA